Molecule: messenger RNA, 1302 nt
Organism: Saccostrea echinata
Lineage: Eukaryota; Metazoa; Mollusca; Bivalvia; Ostreida; Ostreidae
Exons: 1
Coding region: 1-1302 (433 amino acids)
Source: RefSeq, a predicted model, not a curated record
AUGAGGAGGGGUCUAGUGAGAUACCUGAAAAAGUUAAGCGAAGAGGAAAUUCCACAGAUUGAUCAGAAAAUAGAUGAUAUAUCAAAACAGAUCACAGAAAAUGAAAAUAUUUGUGAUUUUCAAAUUGAAAGUCUAGGAGAACAUUGUAAGGAAAUAAUAUCAAAGAUAGAGGAAGCUAAACAACACCACGAACAGGCAUUAAGAGACAAUCUGACUAAAAAGAAUACACAAAUGAAACAACUGCAAUCUAAGUUAGAGAGAAAUAAGGAACAGAUUCUUGAGACAGUGGAAUAUAUUACAAAGAACAACAAUUUAAUGUCUAAUUAUAGUUUGAUUGACAACCAUAGGGAACUGGCACGUUUUCUAAGAAAUAUUUCUACUUUUGAUAUAGAGAAUUGUGAACACUCGUUGAAAUACAGAAAAGGAGAAGUCAGACAAGACUUCCUGGACAAUAUGAUUGGAAAGACUUUUGAUUUAGACAACAUCGUUCUUGCUGAAACACACUCAUUUAAAUAUGGUGAUAAAAGAAUAAUUGCAUUGAAGGCAUUUUCUCAAGAUCAUUGUUACAUCGCAGAAAUUCAUUCAGAUUUUAUUGGACAGGUAAACAAAAAUGGCGACAGAGAAAACAAAUUCAGUAUUUCUCCAAAUGACCUGUGUGUUACUGAUACUGGUGAUGUCUAUAUUACGAAUUACAAGGAUGGUACCAUCACUCUUCUAUCACAAUCAAGAGUCGUCUCUAAAGUGGUCAGUACAGACCCUCUAAUUCCCGUAGGAAUCUGUCAGUCAGUGGAUGGUGGACUUUUGGUUACCUUCAGAGAUAGUAAACCAGAUAUCUUUAAAGUAGAAUCCGAUAGCAGACGUUUGGUGAGACACGUUACAUUGACUGGUGACGUCAUCAAUGAGUUUGAAUACCAAGGGGACAAAAUGACCCGUCUCUUUACGUUACCAUGGCGAAUCACACAGAACGGCAAUACACAAAUUUAUGUUGUGAACAGGACGAGUUUAACUUCAGGUGAUCUGGUGAUUUUGUCUUCUUCUGGUCGUCUGAUAUCCGUUUAUCCGGGUCGAAGGUUAAAAGAAAACUUUACUCCAUGUGACGUUGUGUGUGAUUCUUAUUUCAACGUCCUCGUCUCCGACUUAUACAAUCAUCGAGUCCAUCUGCUGAGUCCUGAUGGUGAAUUCUUGAAAUUUUUACUAACAGAAAAAGAAGUGAACGAACCAUUCUCAUUAUCAUUGUUUAAUUCCUCAUUUUGGGUAGGAGAGAACAAAGGAAUUGUCAAAGUUUUUCAGUGCCAAAUUUAA